AUGUGCAAGCUGGAGGAUGUCGACAAUAACAAUCCAGGCAAACAGAUAACAUUAUUAAAUAUUCUAAUCUAUGCUGUUGAUGAAUAUGGAAUUAGUCAUUUACUCGAGAGUCAAACUUUGGAUGAAUUAAAAACGAAUUCAUCGAAUACUGAAGAGAAGAUGAAUGAAGAAAAUAUCUCAAAAUCAAUGGAAGUUAUUUUAAAUCAAAUUGAUAAUAAUCUUUCACUAACACACGAAGAUUUAGCACCAAGUAUGCCACUAAAAUUCACUAAACUAUAGAAUAUAAACUGUUUUAUUUUACUGUUAGAUUCAUCAAGUUUUCAUUCGACUGAAUAUCUAUCGACACAACCAUUCUCUAUUCUUGAUUUACAAGAGAAUGAUUUAUCUUCUUGAUUAAUAGUAAUCAUAAUAUUUCUAAGAUAAAAAAGAAAAAGAAAUUACAUUAUCUUUCACGUCGAUUAAAUAAUUUCAAGAAACAACUCAAAACUU
Molecule: messenger RNA, 489 nt
Organism: Adineta steineri
Lineage: Eukaryota; Metazoa; Rotifera; Eurotatoria; Adinetida; Adinetidae
Source: the annotation of a GenBank genome assembly